This is a messenger RNA of Catharus ustulatus (Swainson's thrush), 473 nucleotides long. RefSeq names its product protein tyrosine phosphatase 4A2 (gene PTP4A2). Gene Ontology annotation, cellular component: nucleus. Gene Ontology annotation, biological process: protein dephosphorylation; positive regulation of cell migration. Gene Ontology annotation, molecular function: protein tyrosine phosphatase activity. NCBI's taxonomy places the organism in Eukaryota, Metazoa, Chordata, Aves, Passeriformes, Turdidae. The record is from RefSeq and is a predicted model, not a curated record.
UUGUUUUUUUUUCCCCCUUCUUGUUUUUUGUUUUUUUUGGAUUUUUUUUGGCCCCCCACAUUUUUUUUUUUGCCAUUAUGAACCGUCCAGCCCCUGUGGAAAUCACUUAUGAGAAUCUUCGUUUCCUGAUCACUCACAACCCAACCAAUGCAACCCUCAGCAAAUUCAUCGAGGAGCUGAAGAAGUACGGGGUGACCACCCUGGUGCGAGUUUGUGACGCCACCUACGACCAGGCCCCCAUCGAGAAGGAGGGAAUCCAGGUCCUGGACUGGCCGUUCGACGACGGCGCGCCCCCCAGCCAGGUGGUGGAGGAUUGGCUGAGCCUGCUCAGGGCCAAGUUCCGCGAGGAGCCCGGCAGCUGCGUGGCCGUGCACUGCGUGGCGGGGCUGGGCAGGGCUCCUGUUCUGGUGGCUCUGGCUCUCAUUGAAUGUGGGAUGAAGUACGAGGACGCCGUGCAGUUCAUAAGGCAGUGA